Messenger RNA from Nanorana parkeri, 753 nucleotides. RefSeq names its product complement C1q subcomponent subunit C-like. The record is from RefSeq and is a predicted model, not a curated record. Lineage: Eukaryota; Metazoa; Chordata; Amphibia; Anura; Dicroglossidae. The transcript has 2 exons. Gene Ontology annotation, molecular function: protein binding. The coding region runs from base 24 to 731 and encodes 235 amino acids.
UGUGUCUCCUCCUCCAGGUGAAGAUGAUUGUGGGCCUCAUUCUCUUCUCUCUCCUCGUCUGGGUGGACAGCGGGGAGCCGCCAUGCACCUCCCCCAUCCCGGGUCUCCCCGGAAUUCCUGGGGCGCCGGGCAGAGACGGACGCGACGGUCUGAAUGGCGCCAAAGGAGAGAAAGGUCUGCCGGCAAACUUGAAAACGGCCGAAAUCAAAGGGGAAAAGGGAACUAAAGGCCCUGGGGGCCCAGUGGGAAAAAGAGGCCCCAGGGGACUCUCCGGGCCCCCGGGAGAGAAAGGCGAGCCGGGCCCCCGAGGUGACAGUGGGAUCCCCGGUAACCAGAAGCGCCAAUAUCAGUCGGCCUUCACCGUGAAAAGAAACACGGGGGAGCACCCCGAGAAGGACACGCCCAUCAAAUUCAACGAGGUCAUCACCAAUAUCCAUGACGACUACAGCAGGGAGACGGGCAAGUUUGUGUGCCGCAUCGCCGGCCUCUACUACUUUGUGUACCAUGCGUCCCAGUCACAGAACCUGUGCGUCACCCUGCGCGUGGACGGUGACACCAAGGCCAGCUUCUGUGACCACGUGUCCAAUACUCGGCAGGUGACUUCCGGCGGCGUCCUGGUCCAGCUGAAGAAGGGCCAGGAGGUGUGGCUUGUCACCAACGACUACAACGGCAUCAUCGGCAUCGAAAAUAACGACAGCGUCUUCACCGGCUUCCUGGUCUUUCCAGGUUAAGGAUGGACGUGUGGGCGGAGCU